Molecule: messenger RNA, 3255 nt
Organism: Periophthalmus magnuspinnatus
Lineage: Eukaryota; Metazoa; Chordata; Actinopteri; Gobiiformes; Gobiidae
Gene: med24
Product: mediator complex subunit 24
Exons: 26
Coding region: 120-3107 (995 amino acids)
Cellular component (GO): mediator complex
Molecular function (GO): transcription coregulator activity
Source: RefSeq, a predicted model, not a curated record
GAAGAGCCAGCCCUGGAUGUUCAGAGGAAAGAUGGCGUCUGUGGCGUUAUUGUGAAGCUAAAAUUUGAAUUAAACUGCGAAAAACAUAUAGAAACUAUUGGCCCGCGUGAUUCUUCCAGAUGAAGGUAGUAAAUCUGAAGCAAGCCAUUCUGCAGGCUUGGAAGGAGCGCUGGAGUGACUACCAAUGGGCAAUCAACAUAAAGAGAAACUUCCCAAAAGGAGCGACAUGGGACUACCUGAACUUGGCAGAGGCUCUGAUGGAGCAAGCAAUGAUUGGACCUUCUCCAAAUCCUCUCAUUUUGUCAUACCUGAAAUAUGCCAUAAGCUCACAGAUGGUGUCUUAUUCCAGUGUGCUUGCUGCCAUUAGCAAGUUUGAUGAUUUUUCUCGAGAACUUUGUGUUAAAUCUUUGCUGGAAAUAAUGGACAUGUUCUGCCAUCGCCUCAGCUGUCAUGGAAAAGCGGAGGAAUGCAUUGGUUUAUGUCGUGCCCUACUAGGUAUAACUGUGUGGCUGCUGCAGGGCUGUGCUUUUUACUGUGAGAAGCUUCGAGAGCUCGGUCCAUUGGCGAGUACAGAAGCCAGUCUCGCAGCCUGUCAGGAGAGACUACAUGGCCUUCUCAACAGUACCAAGAACAGGGCCCUUAUACACAUUGCACGGCUAGAAGAACAAAGUUUUUGGAGCAACGUGGACCAGGCUAUGCUUAAAGUGAGCGAGGUUCUAAGCAGUGUUUCUAACCAGGCAUUAAAGACUAAGAUUGAAGAAAGCCUUGCACUUGUGAAAAGUGUCCCACAGAUGUUGUCCAUGCAGUCAGACCCUCCUGUUAAUGUCUCCUUCCCUUCAGUCCAUGCCUUUAUAAUGCUAGAAGGAACCAUGAACCUGACCGGAGAAUUACAGCCUCUGGUGGAGCAGCUCAUGAUGAUCAAACGAAUGCAGCAAAUACCGACACCACUAUUUGUAUUGGAGAUUUGGAAAGCCUGCUUCACUGGCCUCAUUGAGUCACCAGAGGGCACAGAAGAGCUAAAAUGGACAGCUUUUACAUUCCUCAAAAUCCCACAAGUUUUACUGAGACUAAAGAAGUACCCAAUGGGGGACAGGGGGCAGGAUUUCAUGGAUGAUGUUAACAUUGCAUUUGAGUAUUUACUGAAACUUACACCACUGCUGGACAAAGCUGAUCAAAGAUGCAACUGCGAUUGCCUUGGAAUGCUGCUACAGGAAUGCCAUAAGCUGGUACUAUUAUCAGAAAAAAAUACAACUAAUUUAACAGCCAAAAGGUACAGAAAUAAUGUAACGACAGAGGACAGGGAAUAUGCCCCAAAGCUGAAAACUGCAGAGAAUGCAAACAUCCAACCCAAUCCUGGUCUUAUCCUAAGAGCUGAGCCCACUGUCACUAAUAUCCUCAAGACUGUUGAUGCAGACCACUCAAAGUCUCCUGAGGGCCUUCUUGGGGUCCUUGGCCACAUGCUGUCUGGCAAGAGCCUGGACUUGCUUCUUGCAGCAGCGGCAGCUACUGGGAAGCUUAAAUCUUUUGCCCGGAAGUUUAUAAAAUUGAAUGAGUUUCCAAAACAUAUCACUGGGGAAGGAUCUAAGUCAGCAUCUGUGCGAGCUCUUCUUUUUGACAUCUCUUUCCUCAUGCUGUGUCAUGUGGUGCAGACAUAUGGGUCAGAGGUUAUACUGUCAGAACCCAGUCCUUCUGGAGAGACCCCCUUUUUUGAAACAUGGCUGCAGACAUGUAUGCCAGAAGAAGGUAAGAUCCUAAACCCAGAUCACCCCUGCUUCAAACCAGAGCCUGGUAAAGUGGAGAACUUGGUGACUCUUCUCAACAACUCCUCAGAAAUGAAGCUAGUUCAGGUUAAAUGGCAUGAAAUUUGUCUGAACACGCCGGCAGCCAUCUUAGAAGUACUGAAUGCCUGGGAGAAUGGUGUGCUUUCUGUGGAAGCUGUGCAGAAAAUUACAGAUAACAUAAAGGGGAAAGUAUGUAGUAUGGCCAUUUGUGCUGUUGCGUGGCUCGUAGCUCAUGUCCGAAUGUUGGGCCGAGAUGAGAGAGAGAAGCCGCAGACGAUGAUUCGACAUCUUGUGACACCUCUGUAUGGAGAAAAUACACUGCAAUUUUACAAUGAACGUGUCAUAAUCAUGAGUUCCAUCAUGGAGCACAUGUGUGCAGACAUCUUUCAGCAGACAGGAGCAACAGUGCGCCCUCCAAUGGAAGGUCAUGAACCCAUCCCAUACCGCAACCUCCUCCCAACCAAGGAACCCAUUCAUGCUGCUUUGAGUCAACAAUUCCAGGCAGUUUUACGAAAAGGAUGGGUUGACAGUCGAGCACUGCAUCUGUUUGAGAGUCUUCUGAACAUGGGAGGAGUCUUCUGGUUCACUAAUAAUUUAGUUAAAGAGCUGCUAAAGGAGACUCGUCAAGAGUGGGCCAAUCGAGUGGUAGAGCUCCUGUACAGUAUCUUCUGUCUGGACACUCAGCAGAUCACAUUAACUUUGCUUGGAACCAUUCUUCCCAACCUGCUCACAGACUCAGCUCACUGGCACAGCCUGACUGACCCACCUGGGAAGGCACUGGCAAAGCUGGCUGUGUGGUGUGCACUCAGCUCUUACUCUUCUCAUCAUAAAGGCCCAUUAUCAGCUCGCCAACGCAAGAGACAGAGGGAGGAUAUUGAGGAUUACAACAGCCUCUUUCCUUUGGAUGACACACAGCCAUCUAAGCUCAUGCGUUUGCUCAGCUCUAAUGAAGAUGAACCUGUAGCCCUUUCCAGUCCAGGAGAUCGGUCCAUGAGCACGUCACUGUCUGCUUCACAGCUCCACACUGUGAAUAUGAGAGACCCCCUCAACAGAGUCCUAGCCAACCUUUUCUUCCUGAUAUCUUCAAUCCUUGGCUCAAAGAUGGCAGGGCCCCACACCCAGUUUGUGCAGAGUUUUAUUGAGGAGUGCGUUGAAUGCCUGGAGCAGGGAAGUCGUGGAAGCAUUCUGCAGUUUAUGCCCUUUACCAUGGUCUCGGAGCUGGUGAAGCUGCCUGCUCUUGCCAAACCAAAAGUUGUCUUAGCCAUCACAGACUUGUCUUUGCCUCUGGGGAGGAGAGUAGCAGCUAAAGCCAUUUCUGCCUUGUGAAAAAUAUAACUGGGAUGACUGAUACGUUUUAUAUAAGUGUAAACAAAACAUGGUUACAACUAAGUGAUGAUUUGCAUAUUUAAACUGUCUUUGUUUUAAAAUGUGUUUCAACUCAAAACUGUAAUUUUUUUUUAAAAUAUCCAUUGUU